This is a messenger RNA of Dermacentor silvarum, 16865 nucleotides long. It is a transcript of the gene shot, whose product is annotated as dystonin. Gene Ontology annotation, biological process: intermediate filament cytoskeleton organization; wound healing. Gene Ontology annotation, cellular component: cytoplasm; cytoskeleton; intermediate filament. The coding region runs from base 361 to 14841 and encodes 4826 amino acids. The record is from RefSeq and is a predicted model, not a curated record. Gene Ontology annotation, molecular function: structural molecule activity; microtubule binding; calcium ion binding. Lineage: Eukaryota; Metazoa; Arthropoda; Arachnida; Ixodida; Ixodidae. The transcript is spliced from 68 exons.
AAAGCGUCGUCUCUGCCGUGUAUGGCCGUGGGAUCAGCGUCGGCGGCCAGCAGCAGCCUGGAAAACCAGUGAAGCGUCGGAUGCGGAGGCCCGUCCGGCGGCCGGAGCAGUGCGUGUGGCAGUGUGUGGCAGUGCGAGCAAUCGUCGCUAGUGGGGCCGCAGCGUGCGCGAUGUGAGCGCGCAAAGCUGGCCAAGCCCCGGUCGCGCAGCUGGACGGACUGCCUGGUGUCCGGCCCGUGGCCGGCGCCACCGCCGCCUCCGCAGCGCUCGGUGUCGUCGCUGCUCUCGGCGACCGGCGGCGGAAGAGGCCUCACCGCCGCUGGCUCCUGGUACGGCUCGUUCGGCUCGCACGUCGCGCCCAUGGACCUGGGCCCGAGCCUCGCCGAGUGGACGCGCGAGCAGCCGCUCAGCAUCCUGCAGUUGGACCCGGCCGAUCGGGCCGUACUCCGCAUCGCCGACGAGCGAGACGCGAUCCAGAAGAAGACCUUCACCAAGUGGGUCAACAAGCAUCUGAUCAAGGCCAACAAGCGCGUGGAUGACUUGUUCGUCGACCUCCAGGAUGGCCACAGCCUGCUCUCGCUGCUGGAGGUCCUCUCUGGGGAGACGCUGCCCCGCGAGAAGGGCCGCAUGCGGUUCCACAUGCUGCAGAACGUGCAGACGGCGCUCAACUUCCUUCGCUACCGCAAGGUCAAGCUGGUCAACAUCCGCGCCGAGGACAUCGUUGACGGGAACCCCAAGCUCACGCUGGGACUCAUCUGGACCAUCAUCCUGCACUUCCAGAUCUCGGACAUCACAUUCACCCAGAACAACGAGAACCUAACUGCAAAGGACGCUCUCCUUCGCUGGGCUCAGCGAACUACCGACAGAUAUCCAGGCGUCAAGGUGCGGGACUUCACCACCAGCUGGCGUGAUGGAUUGGCCUUCAAUGCAAUCAUUCACCGAAACCGACCCGAUCUCGUGGACUUCCGUUCGUGCCGGACACGAACAGUCCGUGAGAACCUUGAGGUGGCCUUCUCAGUGGCUGAGCGAGAGCUCGGUGUCACGAGGCUGCUGGACCCCGAAGAUGUGGACACCCCCCAGCCUGACGAAAAGUCCCUCAUCACAUACAUCUCCUCGCUGUAUGACGUGUUCCCUGAGCCAGCGAGUCACCACCCGUUUGCGGAAGACGAGAAGCUGCGCAAGGCAGAAGAGUACCGGGACCUCUCGAGCAACCUCCACACGUGGCUGCGCCAGAGUACGGCAUUGUUGCAGAGCCGCAGCUUCCCACCCACGCUCUCUGAGGUGAAGCAGGUGCAGACGGAGAAUGCGCGCUUCCGCCAAGAGGAGGUGCCCCCACGGCUGCAGGACAAGCAGCGGCUGACCAAGCUGUGGCGCGACGAAGUGCACUCAUUGGUGCGGGAGCAGCGGCUGCACGUGGAUGCUGAGCUCACACCCGACAACCUCGAGGCAUCCUGGCAGCGCAUGCUGGCCGCACAUGCUGAUCGGGAGCGGGCUCUGCGGGAUGAAGCAACGCGGCUCGAGAAGCUGCAGAGGCUUGCUGAAAAGGUUCACCGUGAAGCCAAGAACUGCGAUGCCCGCCUGGACGAUGUGGAGCGACGCAUAUCGGACGAGGAGCCACGGCUUGGGCGGCUGCACCCGGCCGACGCCAAGCGCGUCUGCGACCAGGUGGACCGCGACUUGCGCCAUAUUGAGGACACCCUCAAGGCUCUCUUCCGAGAUGUGCAGCUGCUUUUCGACGGCCGUUAUCACCGAGCUUCAGAGCUGCACAAGCUGGUCCAGAAAUUGCACCAGCGCUGGUCCGACCUCCGGCUGGCAUACCAGCAGCGGCUGCUGGCGCCGCUCUCGAGCAAGCAGUACAAGCUUGAGGAGCGCAAGGUGACCAAGCAGCGGCAGGUGAUCUCUGAGAGCCGGCUGGUUGAGACGCACGAGUACCUCAAGUUCUUGCAGAGCUGCCUCGACUGGGUGCAGGAGAAGCUGCGACAGCUGGAGACCGUCGAGUGGGGCUGUGAGGUGCCUGCUGUGCAGUCAACCCUGGACCGGCACCAGGCCGACCACCGCCUCAUCGACCAGUUCCAGAAAAAUGUGGACAUGUGCAUCUCGAGGCAGGGACACUUUGAAGAAGGCAGUGAGGAGCGUGCGCAGUACCAGAAGCAGCUGGCGCAGCUGGAGCGCGACUACUCUGAGCUGCUGGUGCUGUCCAACAAGCGACUGAGCGACCUGGAUGCACUGCUCGAGUUUGCCCAGUCGGCAGCAGCCGAGCUGCGCUGGCUGCAGGAGCGGCAGCAGCCAGAGAUCAUGCGUGACUGGAGCAGCCCUACUCUGAACUUGGUCGAGCUUGAGCACCAUCAAGGGACGCUGACAGCCGAGGUUGAGGCACGCGAGUCAGCCUUCAAUGCGACACUGGACCAGGGGUCGUCCCUCGUGCGCCAGCAGCACCCGGCCGCGCGUGCCAUCGAGGCCCAGCUUAGCGCACUGCAGGCACAGUGGGCUUGGCUGCUCGAGCUGCUGCGUGCCCUCGAGGCCCACCUGCGACACGCCGCGCACUACCACCAGUUCUUCAAUGAGGCUCGCGAAUGCGAGCAGUGGUUGCAGCGCGGAGAGGAGAGACUCAACACGACUUUCAGCCGACCCAGCUUCUCGCUGGAAGAAGGCGAGCGGCUGCUGCAGCAGAUGCAGGAACUGCGCGAGGACUUGGCACGCUACGCGGGCAUUGUGAACGCGUUGCUCGAGCGCUCUCGCCAGGUGCUGCCCCUCAAGCAGCGCCGUGCGCCAUUGCCCCGUGCUCUGCGGGUCACUGCUGUGUGCAGCUACAGCCAGCUGAAGAUGACGGUGGCUCGUGGUGAGCAGUGCUGGCUGCAUGACAACACCCAACGGGACCGAUGGAAGGUGGCCAAUGCCAAGGGACACGAGGGCCAGGUGCCGGGUGUCUGCUUCAUGAUCCCACCUCCUAACCCAGAGGCUAUUGAGCUGGCCGAGAGCCUCAAACGCAAAUACGACCUCGUGGUGAAGCUGUGGACGAAGAAACAGCACAAGCUGCGGCUCAACAUGAUAUUUGCCACCAUCAAGAUUGUCAAGGCCUGGGACCUCAAGACGUUCCGGGCUAUGGAGCCAAACCAGCGCGAGUCGAUCAUUCGUGCGCUCAACGAAGAUGCCGAGAAGCUGCUUGCUGAAGGCGACCCAACCGACCCCGACAUGCGACGUCUUCGCGAGGAAAUUCGUCUCUGCAACAAGUUGUUCGAAGAUCUGAUGGCCAAGCUCCGUGAGGAGGAAGCUGAGAAGUCGCCCGAGAGCCCCAGUCGCCGCUUCGCAGACCUCUCAGCUCGGCUGGAGAAACUGCUGCAGGAGAAGGAGCGCACACUGAACUCGCGGGUGCAGGCACACAUCCCACGAGACAUCGACAGCCUCGAUGCCCUCGUGGUGCAGCACAAGGAGUUUGAAGAAGGCCUGCAGGAUCUGGAGCCACAGGUGGCCGAGAUGCGGGUGGCCUUCAAGCAGAUGACCAAAAAGACGCCGACGACCCAGGAUCGGCACGAUGGGGUGGUGCGCCUCUGGGAUCGCAUCUGGAAUCUCUCUCACCUAUAUGUGGAGCGACUCAAGGCUGUGGAGAUAGCUAACCAUGGCCUUUCAGAGGCAACAACAUUUGUUUCGUCCGUCGAAGAACAGCUUGCCGCACAGGGUCCAAUGCCUGAAGAGCAGAGUGCUCUGAGGCAGGUGCACGAAGAUCUGGUAGCACUUCAGUUGGAGCUCCAGCAGCAGCAACCUCAGCUGGACCGGCUCGCUGAAGAUGUAGCCAGUGUUCGAAAGGUGACGGAGCGCUCCCGCCCCAGUGCCUAUUCACAUCCAGAUGUCCGCAAACUGGAGGAUGACCUGCGCAAGGUUGUGCGCCGUUGGGACAAUGCAGCCAACCAGCUGGCUGAACGGCUGCGCAGCUGUGAGGCAGCCUCGGAGCUGCUGCGUGCCUACCGGAACAAGAUGGAUGAAGAGAGGAACUGGGCCAGCCAGGCGACAGUGCGGGUGAAUGCGGUGAAGACGGCUCGCCCCUCCGUGGAUCGGCAGCAGGCUCUGGCGGCAGCGCAGGAACGAUGCAAGACCUGUGAUGAAGAAAUUGCCCAGCUGUCCCAGUGGAUCGAAGACAUUGAGCUGCGACUUGCCAACCUUGGGGCUGUCUCGGAGGACUCGGAGAGCUUGCGACAGCAGCUGGCAAUUGCCAAGUCCCUGCGUGAGGAGCUGGAGCUGAAGCAGCCGCGAGUGCUGUCGUUGUUUGACGAGGUCCGGCAGCUGUCCUCCAACGAGCUGCUUUCGCGUGAUGAAACUGAUGCCCUGCAGCGGCCCCUGGCCCAAUGUCGGGGACGCCUCGAGCUCUGCCAGGAGCGCAGUGAGCGUCUAGCACGACGCCUGACUGCCGCUCUCGAGGAGCUGCUCAAGUACACAGGGGAGAUGCAAGUCUUCAGGACAUGGCUUGACAAUGCCCGCAAGGUCUUAGCCAGGCAUGAGGAACUGUUGGACGACAUCCGGAACGUGGCUGACAAUGCUGACCACUACAGAGCAUUUUCUAGUGAUGUAAUUGCCCACCAAGCAGACCUUCGUUUCAUCACCAUGGCUGCUCAGCGGUUUGUGGAUGAAUCUAAGGAAUAUCUCCGCAUGCUGAAUGACCACCGCACAAGCCUGCCACAGAGGCUGAGCCAUUUGGAGCCCUCGGAGAGCGAGGUUCGCGCUGAGGUGUCUCAUGUGAGCACCGAAUACCAGAACCUGCUGAGCCGUGUGAACAAGCUCGGGGACCAGUUUUCGGGCCUGACAGAACGCAAGCGUGCCUACCACGAGGCCAUGGAGAGGGCCACGGCUUGGCUAAAUGAGGCACAGCGCAGUGCCAAGCGGCUGCUUGAGGAGCCAACAGCAGCUGAGCCACCUGCAAUCCAGGAACAACUGGAACGUGUGCGGGCCUUCCACCUUGAGGCUGUCGGCCAGGGGCGGCUGAUCGAGACGGCGAAGCAGGCAGCGCAGGCGCUGCCACCGUCUGGUGGGCCUGCCGUCGAGGAGGCUGUACGCAACCUGGAGGAGGUGUACCAGCAGAUGCUGUCGCUUGUAGGCGAGCGUAGCAAGCAGCUGCAGACUGCACUUGUGCAGUCGCAGGACAUUGCAGAUGGUCUGGACCGUGUGCUGCGGCUUCUUGAUGAGCUGGAGGCCACCCAACGCGGCCAAAGCGCCAAGCUUGCCAGCUUGAUGAGGGAUCGUCUUGAUGAGCAGAUUCACGAACACCGUGUGCUUCGGUCAGAAAUCGAUGGCCAGCGUCCAUUUAUUGACGCUCUCAAUGCUUCAGCUCGGGAGCUGCCUGGCAAUGCUCGCUUGGCCAAGAAGGUAGAGGCCAAGCUCAAAGACAUCAAUAGCCGCUACGAGAAAGUACUUGACAAGUCAUCAAGGAGGGGCGAAUUGCUUGACGAGGUGUCGAGCUGCCUGGACCAAUUCACUGGCAUGGCGAACCGCUUUGAAGAGUGGCUUGCCAGUGUGCUGCAAGCUGUGGAGGGCGAAGAGCAGCCGCGCCUCGAGCACGCCAUGAAUCAGCGCAACCUGCGCAAGGACGAGUUUGAGGACUUGCUGCGUGCGGGACGUGCCUUGUGUGCUAAACGCGAUGUCACCGAUACUGGGCCUGUGCGUGACAAGGUGAAGCAGCUGGAGCAACAAUGGAAAGAGCUUGGUGAAGUGCUGUCUGAGCGGGAGAGGCAGGGACGGCAACGUGCUGAGCAAGGGGCAGCGUACGAGACACUGCGACAGCAAGUGUUGACUUGGCUGCAGACAACUGAGGGACGCCUCGACACACUCGGUUCCCUGGCCCUGGACCGAGACAUCCUGCGCCGACAGGCUGCUGAGAUCAAGCCUCUGGUGAAGGAGCAUGCCGAGUACGCAUCCACCAUGGACCGUGUCAACGAGUUGGGUCGCAGCUAUGACGCGCUGCGGGUGGACAGCCGCUCACGCCCACCUGCCCGCAAGGGAGGCAGCCCCCACAAGGAACCCUAUGCCAAUGGCGGCAGCACUCACGAGUCAUCACCCGAAGGAAGGGCACUGCAGAGUCCACAGUCCAGUGCCUCCAGUGGUUUUAGCAGUAGGCACAGCUCGAUCGACCAGUUUGGGCCCCUCGAGGACCUGAGCCCCGUGCAACAGCAACUGUCCGAGAUGAACCACCGUUACCACCUGCUCGGUGUGCGUCUCUCGGACCGGCAGCAGGAGGCGGACUCGCUAUCCGAGGAGCUGCGGAUGUGCACCGAGGCCAUUCGCACGCUGCUAACCUUUGUCAAGAGCCGUAGCGUGCCCCGUGACUUGCCGGCCAGCCAGGAGCUGGCCCACCAACAGCUGUCACAGCUGCGCGAGCUGCAGACAGAGCUGCAAGAGAAGCAACUUGAGGUGGACCGGGCACGCCUUCAGGCCCAGGAGCUCCUGCGGCGCCGGCCACAAGCACCCGGAGCCGACGCCCUUCAGGCACAGCUGGAUGAGCUGCUCAGCCGCUGGCAAGGGCUGCAGGGGGCAUUGCGCUCGCGCCUCCUCCUGAUACAGUUGCUGAAGGAGUUCCAGGAUACCCACGAUCUUCUGCACAACUGGCUCAUCCAGAAGGACAAGAUGUUCCAGGUGUUGGGUCCAAUUGCGACUGAGCCACGCCUGGUGGCUGCCCAGACGCAGCAGGUGCUGUGCAUGCGUGACGAGCUGACCUCUCAGGAGCCCCUGCUUCGCCGCUUCACAACCUGCGCACAGGAACUUCUGGACCAGCUAGACGACAAGGAUGGUCCGACUGCAAGACGCCUUCGUGAACAGCUGGAUGGCAUAAAACGCCACUGGGCUGAGAUGGUGUCAAGGCUGGAGGAGCGGGAGCGUGCACUGGGGGCAGCCACUGGAGCCUCAGCUGAGUUCCAAGCAGCUCUGGCCCGGCUCUUGGACAGUUUGCAGGGUGUUGGUGAUGACUUCGAACGCCUCUCUGAGGCUGGAGAUUGCGAAGCCCAGCUUCGUCGCCUGGCAGCCCUGGAAGAACGCCUGGAUGCCCAGCGACCACCACUGGCUGAAGCCGAAGCCCGAGCUGAGAACCUCUGUGAGCUUCUGUCAGAUGCAGCGUCACGCUCUGAGGUCAGGGCCCGCUUGGGAAGUGCCCAGAAGCUCUACAAUGGCCUCAGUCGCAAGAUCAACAACCGCAAGGCUGAAUUGGAAUCGUCCUUGAAGGAGGACAGAGGCUUCUUCUCGAACUGUGACAGCAUUCAGGAGUGGCUUCGUGGCAUCCAGCUCAGCCUUGCUCCCGACCUGAAGAUCUCGGCCGACACUGACAUUCUGCACCAGCAAGUCACCGAGUUUGAGCCAGCGUACAAGAGCCUGCUGGACAAGGAACACGAGGUGCACCUGGUGCUGAGUAAGGGGGCCGACAUGGUCACCCGCAUAAGCCGCAAGCAGGAGGCCCAACAGCUGCGCACGCGCCUCGACGGCCUGCGCCGCGGAUGGGAUCAGCUCCGCAAGGAGGCCACUGACAGGCAUACACGACUGCAGCGGGCAUUCGAGAACUGCAAGAAGUUCAACGCUGCCUUCAACAAGUUCGGACCCUGGCUGCAGUCGGCUGAAGGCCGCUUGUCUACUCUGACCCUGGCCAACUACCAGCGUGCUGAGGUGGAGAGGCAGGCCAAGGAGCUUCAGACCUUCAAAAAUGAUCUGUCAAGACACAGCCAGGAGUAUGACAGUGUGCGCAACCUUGGUGAAACAUUCCUCGCGGGCUGCGACGUGGACAAGGAAGGCGUCAAGAAGGACUUGGACACACUCCGCACGCGGUGGGAGAAACUAAACCACGGUGUGUCUGAGAGGAGCCGUCAGCUGGAUGAGGUUUCAAGCAAGCUGUGCGAGUUCCAGGAGAAGGCUGGCGAAUUGGGACAUGGCCUGCAGCGACUCGAGGACAAGCUUGCAUCCCAUGACGCUCUGGGUGAGGCAGCACGCAACCCGCGCCUUCUUGACCGGCUGCAAGGCAUGGCGCGCGAGACCGAUGAGCUGCGCCGUGGCCUCGACCGACUGCGUGCAUUCACCGACACUUGGCUGGCCUCGGCCUCACCAGAGUGCGACACCUCGCAUGUGCGCGGUCAGCUCGAUGCUCUGGUGCGUCGCCACCAGCAGCUGGCACACGACCUGCAGGACCGUUGUGGACAGCUCGAAGCAGCUGGAACGGUGGUGGCCCAGUACCACGCAAAGGUAAAGACAGCCCAGCAAGACUUGAGUAACCUGGAAGAAGAGUUGGAAAGCAUGGGCCCCAUUGGGCGGGACGUCAAGACAGUCCGAAGCCAGAUCGAUCAAGUGAAGAGUUUCCAAGGGCGCCUCUCGUCUGCUACCCACGAGGUUGACAAGGCGGAGCAGGAGUGCCAGGAGCUGAUUUCUCAGGGAUACACUCAGGACGCCAAGGGUGCCCGUGCUCAGGUGGAGACACUGCGCAGGCAGCUCAACAGGCUGGAAGAGCGGGCGCGUAGCCGCCACAGCUCACUGGAGGCCAUGCUGGCCAAACUCGAGAAGUUCUACGAGGACCUGCACACGACCCAGAGGCGUGUUGGGGGUGCUUUGGGUGAGGAGCACACGUUCCGGCCUGUGGCAGCUGAUGUGGAGAGCUUGCGCAGUCAGCAGGAGCAGUUCAAGCAAUUCCGCAAGUCUCACGUGGAGCCACUGGGUCGUGAAGUUGACAAUGUGAAUCGGGCUGGCAACGCGCUCAUACAGUCAGCAUCGCCAGGUGUCAACACGACUCUUCUGGAACGAGACAUUGACAAACUCAACGACGAGUGGAACCAGUUGAAGGAGAAGGUUGGAGAGCGUGAGCGUCUGCUUGAGGCAGCGCUGCUGCAGUCGGGCAAGUUCCAGGAGGCCCUGGCCGGCGUGGCACGCUGGCUGGAAGACACGGAGGAGCUGGUGGCCAAUCAGCGGGCUCCGUCGGCUGACUACAAGGUGCUCAAGGCACAGCUGCAGGAGCAGAAGUUCCUCAACAAGCUACUGCUCGACCGGCAGGGCAGCAUGAACUCGCUGCAGGCCAUGGGCACCGAGGUCAUGCGGCACCUGUCGUCAGCCGACAAGGCCCAUGUUCAGGCACAGUUGCAUGAUCUGAGCCAGCGAUUCGACCGGCUAAUGCGAGGUGCACAAGAACGCACGGCAGCCCUGGAGAGAACACUGCCCGUGGCUCGAUCGUUCCAGGAGCAGCUGUCACCGCUUGUCGAGUGGCUGGAGCAAACAGAACGACGGCUCACGGCCAUGUCCACCUUGCCAACAGAUGCUGACCGUCUUACACAGCGGGCACAAGAACACCGCGAACUUCAUCGUGACGUGUUGGGGCACAAGCGAGCCUUUGAGGCACUCACUGAGACAGCUCAGCAGCUUAUGUCUCUGGUGGGUGACGACGAGGCUCAGGCUGUGGUUGACUCGCUCCAAGAACUGACGGAUCGUUAUGCUCGCCUCGUCGGGGACAGCGAGCGUCUGGAGCAGCUUUUGACAGAGGCACGUGCGGGCGCUGGCGCCUUUGCACUUGCCUUCGAGGACUUGCUUGUCUGGAUAGGAGAGAUGGAGUCACGCCUUGCACGCUACCAAGUGCUCAGCGUCUACGUUGAGAAGUUGCAGGAGCAGUUCGACGAGCUGAAUGAGCUGAGUGAGGAGGUGUCUGAUCACCAGAAGCAAGUUGAUGAGCUGAGUGGGUCCGGGCAGGAGUUGAUGCGGCAUGCAUCGGGCAACGAUGCCAUCCAGCUCAAAGACCGGCUGGAUUCUCUACAGCUUCGUUACACAGACCUGGCACAGCGUGCAGCAGAGCGCCUGCGACAGGCCCGUGAGGCCCUGCCCGUAGCACAAAGCUUCCACACUGCCCAUGAACGUCUCACUCGGUGGAUGGAUGAUGCUGAAGCUCAGGUGCGGUCCUUGGAGUCCGCUGCCCUUACUGCCCAAGAGAGCACCAUGCAGCGCCUUGAGCAGGAGCUGCAAGAGAUGCGUGGCGUGUUGGAAGUUGUGAACCAUCUGGGCCCACAGCUGUGCCAGCGGUCACCUGGAGAGGGUGCAGGUGUAGUGGAAGCCAUGGUGUCUCGUGCCAACCGCCGCUUCGACGCCAUCUGCGAACAGAUCCAGCGGCGUGCCGAGCGCCUUGAGCUUUCGCGCCAGCGCAGCCUUGAAGUGACUGGCGACCUAGAGGACCUGCUUGACUGGUUCCACGAGGUGGAGCGCCAACUGGCUGACGCUCAGCCCAUUGUGGCCGAACCAGACACUCUGGCUGCCAUGCUUCGGGAGCAGAAGGCACUGAGUGAAGAGGUGAGCAGCCAGAAGGGCCGUGUGCGGGACGUCUUGUCAGCAGCCAAGAAGGUGGCACGGGAAUGGCCAGCUGAAGACCAGGCAGCCGUGCGGGACCGAGCAGAAGAGCUGCGAGCGCUGUCGACCCGUGUCGCCGAGGCAUGUGCUGAGCGGCUGGCAGCACUGGAACAGGCACUGCCACUGGCAGAGCACCUGCUUGAGGCCCACAGCGAGCUGGUUGCCUGGCUGGAUGAGGCCGAGUCCGAGGCUGAAAGACUUGCCGCCCCUGCAGGCCCACAUCCGGCGCACAUCCAGAGGCAGCAGGAGCGUAACCGUGCCCUGCUGCAAGCGCUGGCCGAGCACAAGCCACUGCUUGACCGGCUCAACAAGGCGGGCACAGCACUUGCAAAACUGUGCCGGCCACCCGAUGCUCAAAAGGUGCAGCGGUUGCUCAGCUCAGACAAUGAGCGCUACAACGCACUUCGAAAGCUACUGCGUGACCAGCAGAAUCUCCUUGAGGAGGCCAUGCAGUCCACCUCCCAGUUUGCUGACAAGUUGGACGGCAUGCUGAGUGCGCUGGCUUCAACGGCAGACCAGCUGAACAAUGCGGAACCCAUCUCUGCACACCCCGAGCGCAUUCAGGAGCAGAUCAGUGACAACCAGGCCGUGGUGAGCGACCUGGGCAAGAAGUCGCCCGCCUUGGAGGCUGUGCAGAAGGCUGCUCGCGAGGUCAUUGCCAAGGCUGGUGGAGACCAGGAGCCUAGCGUACGAGACAUCCGGCAAAAGCUGGAGCGACUCAAUGGCCUGUGGGAGGCAGUCCAGCAGGCAGCGCGCACGCGAGGCCAGUCGCUGGAGAGUGCACUGGCUGUCGCAGAGCGCUUCUGGGAGGAGCUGAACGCAGUCAUGCGGGCGCUUCGUGACCUCCAGGAGAACUUGGACAGCCAGGAGCCACCAGCCGUCGAGCCGCAGGCCAUCCACCAGCAACAGGAGGUGCUGCACGAGAUCAAGCAGGAGAUGGAACAGACACGGCCCGAAGUGGACCAGUGCCGCCAGGCAGGUCAAGACCUUAUGCAGUUGUGCGGGGAGCCCGACCGACCAGAAGUCAAGCGCCACAUUGAGGACCUGGACUCGGCCUGGGAGAAUGUGACCACCCUGUAUGCCAAGCGAGAGCAAAACCUCAUUGAUGCCCUGGACAAGGCCAUGGGCUUCCACGACACCCUUCAGAGCCUGCUCGAGUUCUUGGACACAGCUGAGCAGAAGUAUGCAAACCUCGGACCUGUGGCAGCUGACAUUGAUGCUGUCAAAGCACAGAUUGGACAGCUCAGGGACUUCAAACGAGAGGUGGACCCACACAUGGUAGAGGUGGAGUCGCUGAAUCGGCAGGCCAAAGAGCUUUCAGAGCAGACGUCCUCCGAGCAGGCACGUGCAUUGCGGCAGCCCCUUGACGAAAUCAACCGGCGCUGGACAGCACUGCUCCGUGGCCUGGUGGAUAGGCAGCGUGAGCUUGAGAAUGCGCUGCUACGACUGGGCCAGUUCCAGCAUGCGCUAGGAGAGCUGCUGGUAUGGAUGGCACGCACUGAGCGUGCUCUCGACGAGUGCCGACCCGUAGCCGGCGAUGCCCAAGUCAUUGAGGUCGAGCUGGCCAAGCACAAGGUGCUAAUGAAUGACAUCCAAGCACACCAAAGCAGUGUGGACACGCUGAACCGGGCUGGUCAUCAGUUGAUUGAAGCAGACCGGCACAGCGAGGACGCCAGUGUGACGCAGACGAAGCUGGCCGACCUCAACCGGCGUUGGAAGGCACUGCAGGACAAGGCAGCUCAACGCCAGCAACAGUUGGAAGCUGCCCUGCGAGAGGCUCAGGCCUUCAACCAGGAGAUACAAGACCUACUGAUGUGGCUGAGUGACAUUGACGGUCAGCUAGCAUCAUCCAAGCCUGUUGGUGGGCUACCAGAAACAGCAAGGGAACAACUCAACCGUUUCAUGGAGCUUUACAAUGAAUUGGACAGCAACAGACAUCGGGUCGAGUCGGUGCUGCAGCAAGGACAAGAGUACACACGUGCAGCCGAGGGCUCAACUGGGCUGCAGCAUAGCUUGCGCACCCUCAAACAGCGAUGGGACAAUGUCCUCAACAGGGCCAAUGACCGGAAGAUCAAACUGGAGAUUGCACUCAAGGAAGCUACAGAGUUCCACGAAUCGCUUCAGGAGUUUGUGGAAUGGCUCACACAUGCGGAGAAGUCUUUGGCAAGCCUGCGACCUGUGAGCAGAGUCUUGGAGAAUGUGCUAAGCCAGAUUGAAGAGCAUAAGAGCUUCCAGAAGGAUGUGGGCGCCCACCGGGAAACGAUGCUGCAGCUGGACAAGAAGGGCACGCACCUCAAGUACUUCAGCCAGAAGCAGGACGUGAUUCUCAUCAAAAACCUGCUCAUCUCGGUGCAACAUCGCUGGGAGCGCGUCGUCUCCAAGGCAGCAGAACGCACUCGCGCUCUUGACCAUGGUUACAAAGAGGCCAAGGAGUUCCAUGACGCGUGGACAGAACUCGACCGAUGGUUGACAGAGGCGGACCAGAGCCUUGACGAGCAGCCGCCGGCUGGCAAUGACCCCGAGAAGAUUCGCCGCCUGCUGGCGCGGCACCGGGAGUUCCAGCGCACCCUGGGGGCCAAGCAGCCGGCGUACGAUGCCUGCUUGCGCCAGGGGCGGCUCUUGCGCGAGCGCUGCCCCAAGGCUGAUCAGCCGGUGCUGCAGCGCAUGAGCGACGAGCUCAAGGCCAAGUGGAACGCCCUUUGCAACAAGUCGGUGGACAGGCAACGCAAGUUGGAGGAAGCGCUGCUCUUCUCGGGCCAGUUCAAGGAUGCAGUGCAGGCGCUCAUCGACUGGCUGGACCGCGCCCUGACCUCCCUGCAAGCAGACCAGCUGCUGCACGGAGACCUCGACACGGUCAACAACCUCGUCGAACAGCACCGAAGCUUCCAAACGGAGCUGAAAAGCCGCUCGGCCAACCUGGAGUCAGUGCAGCGCACGGCCAGCGAGCUGCUCAAGACGGCCAGUGCCGACGAUGCGGCCAGCAUCCGCAGCCAGAUGUCAUCGCUCGAGUCUAAGUGGGAAGCUGUUUCCAAGCUCUCUGAGACUAAGCAGCGCAAGCUCGAAGAGGCUCUCCGCCAGGCAAAGCAGCUGCACAAGGCAGUGCACAUGCUGCUGGAGUGGCUGUCAGACGCAGAAAUGAAGCUGCGCUUUGCGGGUCCGCUGCCUGAGGACGAAGCCACAACACGGCAACAGAUGGAGGAGCACCAGCAGUUUAUGCGCGAGAUGGAGCAGCAGGAGCACAACAAGGAGAGCACGAUAGCGCUAGCCCAGGAGAUUCUGUCCCGGUGCCACCCAGAUGCCGUGACGGUCAUCCGUCACUGGGUGACCAUUAUCCAGUCCCGCUGGGAAGAGGUGUCCCUCUGGGCACGCCAACGUGAGCAGAAACUGGCCGAGCACCUGCGCUCGCUGCGCGAUGUGCUCGAGCUGCUUGAGGAACUGAUGCGCUGGCUGCUGGCAGCUGAGGCCAGCCUCAUGACCUUGGAGGCCCAACCACUACCAGAUGACGUGGCCGCCACAGAACGCCUUCUCGAUGACCACCGGCGCUUCAUGGAUGACAUGUCCCAGCGGCAGGCCGACGUGGAUCGUAUCUCUAAGGCCUUUGCCAGUAAACGCCAGCCGGCCGCUGGCUCGGCUGCAGCUGGUGGAACAAAGGACCGCCCAUCGCAGCAACGACAUGACCGACGCACGCCCCACGCAGCUUCUCAGAGUACGCCCCGGACAUCCACGCCCACGCGUGGGCAUGCUGCUGCAGAGCCUGAGAUCCGGCACCCCCGUGCACGGGAGCUGGUGGAGAAGUGGCAGCACGUCUGGCUGCUGGCCAUGGAACGCCAGCGCCGACUGCUGGAACAUCUCAAGUACCUGCAGGAGUUGGAGAGCAUCAAGAACUUCGACUUUGAUGAGUGGCGCAGGAGGUUCCUGGGCUGGAUGAACAACAAGAAGUCUCGUGUGAUGGACCUGUUCCGCAAGAUCGACAAAGACAAUGACGGGAAAGUGACCAAGGAGGAGUUCAUUGAAGGAAUCCUCAAGUCGAAAUUCCCGACGAGCAGACUCGAGAUGGAAAGGGUGGCCGACAUCUUUGACCGAAAUGGCGAUGGCUACAUUGACCACAAGGAGUACAUUGACACCCUUCGUCCUGAUCGAGAUUGCUUGGUUCAUGGUGCGAAGCAGAACAAGCCCCUUACGGAGGCCGAGAAAAUCCAGGAUGAAGUUCAGCGACAAGUUGCCAAGUGCACCUGCGUCCACCGCUUCAAAGUGUUCCAAGUGGGCGAGGGCAAAUACCGGUUUGGUGAAUCUCAGAAGCUGCGCCUGGUGCGCAUCCUGCGUAGCACAGUCAUGGUGCGUGUAGGCGGUGGCUGGGUGGCCCUCGACGAAUUCCUCGUCAAAAACGAUCCCUGCCGAGGAGGGAGAGAAGAAGCAUUGUUGCUAACACGGCUAAUAAUCGAGCAGUACCGACGCAGCCAGUCCAAACAGUUUGCAGUGCAAAUGGCGCCCACUUACCCCUAACCCCCUCUUCUUGCGCGGCUGUGCCUUGCUGGGGUUUGGAACGCAUUGUACAUAUGGGGGCCUGCCCAUGCAUGCUUGUCGCAUGCCUUCUCUGCAUGCUGACCGUACUACUGUCCGGCCCCUUUCCUUCUCUGUCUCUCUAUCGCUCUACGCAAUCUCGGGGGUGGCCAAAUUGACCCAGGAGCAGCACAUAGCUCUUCUUUGGUCUACUUGUGACUUGUGACCGGUUUCUUGGUCAGGUAGCAGGCCUGGUCAAUUAGCAAGUCACCCGCUACCACAUGCAAUAUUCUGCAGCUUAAACAAAAUGAGGCAACUUUCGCAAUCUUUUGCGUCUGCCGUUCUCCAACUAGUGUUUCUCAGCAGGGCAAUCAAAUAUUAAAGAGGCAGCAAAUGUCAUUAAGGUCAAAAACUCCUGCGUUUUGCUGCAGCUCUUGAACAAUGCACAAUUAGCUCUUUUAUAACAUCGGUUUGACCACCCCUGCCCUAUCUCAAGCCUACAACCUUAUGGGCAAACAUCUCACCUGCAGCAGUGUUGGGUUUCACUCCCGACUCUGUUAUAAUGUGCUGAAAUACCUUUUUUCUUUUGUUUUCUUGUCUUCACUGUUCUUUUUUUCUGGGUUGCACAACAGACUAUUGCUGUAGUGUCCAGAGUAUGUCUCCUGUGUCUGAGAUAUCGUGUAUAUAUCUGUAUUUAAACCUUGAACAGAUGCAGUGCAGCUGUAUUGGUUUUACCUUUUGCAAGCAGACUAGUUUAAAUUGUUUGUCUGGUUGUAAAGGUUACUAAUUGGGAACUUUUCCUGCAUGAACAUGCUGUAAAUUUUAUUUUAAGGUUGCCCUCUUAGAAGUAGCAUAAUGUUCAUAUCUAACUGCAGGUUUUCAGCUCUGCGAGAUGUUUGCCAUGGUGAAAGACGACAUGGCACCAGCUUCCUGGAUGUUCACCAUAAUUUAUGUUAAGCAAGCAUGCAACAUUAAUAGAAAUGGUCUCUUGUACAUUUCCUCCCCAUGGCAACAGGCUGUGCCAUGUCACAUACCUGUUACUAGUUCAAAGCACUUGUAGUGCACGUCCAUCUUUGACAAGCCACUGUACAUAACACCUGCUAAUCUAAUUAAAACUCUAUGCCACAUCCCGCUUCCAUGGCAUGCGACAGGGCUCACAUGCAUCGAGAUGCAUUCCAUGUAAGUUUCUGUGCAUCUAUGAACAUUAUUGUACAAGAGAGGUGUGAAGCAGGCUUAUUCUUUGGGAGUGGUGAACAUCCAUGGGGCUCUGCCAACAAGCUGUGCCUUCAUUCACCUGCGAUGUGGUGACUAUAAUCAGUUUUGUGUAGUGUGUUUACAAAAGAAAUGAGCAGCAUGGUACAUCAAAAUAUGCAAAUUCAGUAGGCUCUUUAAACUGCAUUAUGGGAAACUAAGUGAAGUUUCCAAGAACAGUCCCGCUUAUCAUGGAAUUCAAGAAGACAAAUUUCAUCUUAAUGUAAUCUACUUGUGUUAUUUGGAUUACUCAUUGUUAUGCUUGUUGCACAGUUUGAAAGGCAACUAGCAUGGCAGUUGUUAGUAAUCUUGUGAGUCUUGGCCAACAGCUUAUGAUGUCGCUGUACUCUCAUUUCCUUUGUUUUAUUCUGUCAUCGUUCUAAGCAUCAGUAGCAUACAUCUUGCUCACUAAUGUAAAUGAGCUGGAAGUCCGCACCAUAAUAAGUCAAUUUUGACAUUGAGGCACACGGUGUCGGCACGCCGGAACCACACCAGCCGAGCUCGUUGUCAUUGUUGCCGCCGGCCGAGUGUUCCCGUGCAUGGUGGGGGUUGGUUAUGCCUGCUGUGGUUCGUUGUCUGUAUGUGGCUCGGUCGGUGGCGAGCGUGUGUUGUACCAUGUGCUCCCCUGCGUGUGGUGUGUAUGUGUGUGUGCACGUGGCUGACCUGUCUGUUGGACGCAUGCGCGUGUGCCCCCUCCUGCUGCUGCACCCCUUCCCACCACCACCACUACCGUCACGUACCACCACCACCACCACCAGCCAAGGGGCGCACCAACC